This is a messenger RNA of Parathielavia appendiculata, 1602 nucleotides long. Its product is annotated as glycoside hydrolase family 13 protein. NCBI's taxonomy places the organism in Eukaryota, Fungi, Ascomycota, Sordariomycetes, Sordariales, Chaetomiaceae. Gene Ontology annotation, molecular function: alpha-amylase activity; calcium ion binding. The transcript has 3 exons. Bases 1 to 1602 code for a protein of 533 amino acids. Gene Ontology annotation, biological process: carbohydrate catabolic process. The record is from RefSeq and is a predicted model, not a curated record.
AUGCGCACCUCGAUCAUCGGUGCCGCCGUCGCGACAGUCCUGGCCUUCGCCGACGUGGGCUCAGCCGCAAACGCGACCGAAUGGAAGUCGCGCUCCAUAUACCAGGUCAUGAUUGACCGCUAUGCCCGCACAGAUGGGUCGACAGACGCGACGUGUGAGAUGCAUGAGUUCUGCGGCGGCACAUGGAAGGGGCUCUUGAACAACCUCGACUACAUCCAGGGUAUGGGCUUCACUGCCAUCCAGAUCAGCCCCAUCGUCAAGAACAUCGACGACGACACAUCCGCUGGCGCCGCCUACCAUGGCUACUGGCCCGUGGACAACUACGCCCUCAACGAGAAGUUCGGCACCGAGCAGGACUUCAAGGAUCUUGUGGACGAACUGCACAAGCGCGACAUUCUGCUCAUGGUCGACGUCGUGGUCAACCACAUGGCCCAGGCCUUUGACAACGUUGUCCCUCCCAAGGUCGACUACUCCAAGUUCAACCCAUUCAACGACGAGAAGUACUUCCAUUCGUACUGCAACGUGACAGAUUGGGAAAAUGCCACCAACUACCAGGACUGCUGGCUUUACCCCUACGGCAUUGCUCUUGCCGACUUGGCCACCGAGAAGACCGAGGUUGCCGACGAGAUGAACAAGUGGGUCAAAGAACUCGUCGCCAACUACUCGAUUGACGGCCUUCGUAUCGAUGCGGCUAAGCACGUCAACGAUGAGUUCCUCCCCGCCUUCGUCGAGGCCUCGGGUGUGUUCGCGCUUGGCGAGGUGCUCACUGGCAAGCCCGAUGACAUGUGCCGCUACCAAACCCUCGGAUUGCUCCCGGGCAUGCCCAACUACCUGGAUUUCUACAAGCUCAACUUGGCCUUCAAUGGUGGGUCCAUGGUCAAUCUUACCGACAUUCGCAACGAGGGUGCCUCGGCCUGUAACGACACUCUUGCUCUCGGCAGCUUCAUUGAGAACCACGACAUGCCCCGGUUUGCCAGCCUCAAUGACGAUCUGGCGCUGGCAAAGAAUGCCAUGGCCUACGUUUUGCUGAACGAUGGUAUUCCCACGGUCUACCAAGGUCAGGAGCAGCACUUCAAGGGCAACGGCACCCCCUUCAACCGUGAACCCCUGUGGGAUUCCAAGUACAACAAGUCGGCCCCGCUCUACACCCUCACCUCGACCUUGAACAAGGUGCGCAACAACGCCAUCAAGCGGUCGUCUGAUUACAUCUCGUCGCCCUCCAAGACUCUGUGGGCCGACGUCAACCACCUCUGCCUCUCGAAGGGCCCCUACGGCAGCCAAGUUGUCUUUUGCAUCAACAACAAGAGCAGCAAGGGCGACAGCUAUCAGGUCAGCGUCGGCGGCUUCCAGGCAAACGACAAGGUCGUCGAGGUCCUUACCUGCAAGACCAGCACGGCCGAUGCCACCGGCAACGUCACCAUGUACAUGAGGCGAGGCGAGCCCAAGGCUUACGUCCUGGCCUCUGUGCUCAAUGGCACCGGGAUCUGCAACACGACCGUGGAGGAUGGACUGGAACAAGGCAACGGGGCAGGUGCCCUGGGUGCGACGACCAGCAUGCUUCUGGCCGCCGUCAUCGGGUCGGUCGUGGUACUUUUGGCUUAA